Phymastichus coffea is the source of this 3389-nucleotide messenger RNA. RefSeq names its product DNA replication licensing factor Mcm6 (gene Mcm6). The coding region runs from base 248 to 2668 and encodes 806 amino acids. Gene Ontology annotation, molecular function: single-stranded DNA binding; single-stranded 3'-5' DNA helicase activity; ATP binding. Gene Ontology annotation, cellular component: nucleus; MCM complex. The transcript has 10 exons. NCBI's taxonomy places the organism in Eukaryota, Metazoa, Arthropoda, Insecta, Hymenoptera, Eulophidae. Gene Ontology annotation, biological process: mitotic DNA replication; DNA replication initiation; double-strand break repair via break-induced replication. The record is from RefSeq and is a predicted model, not a curated record.
UUACAUCAAAUAUAUGUGGGAUGAAGGCAGCUGUACAUACCUGUGAGAUGAAUGAGAUGAACCACGUUUUCCGGUCUAUACCGUUUCUCUACUUUGUGGUUUAUGUUUUUCCCGCCAAACACGAUGCUAGCAGCUGAAAUUUCGCUCCAAGUUCCAAGCAGCUGAGCAUCCCACAGUUGCGUGGGCAUAAAUUAAUUUUAAUACAGAUAUUUAAAUAAAUUAUAAACUCGAUUAAAUUAGUAUAAAUAUGGAUUUAGGUGAUGUACCUGCUCGUCAAGCUAAAGUUCGAGAUGAUGUGGGUAUUCAAUGUCAAAAGAUCUUCCAAGACUUUCUCACAGAGUUCAAAGAAGAUGGAGAGAUUAAAUAUCUUGAACCUGCUAAAGAUUUACUUAGUACGGAAAGGAGUACUUUGGAAGUAUCUUUUGAAGAUGUAGAAAAGUAUAACCAGAAUCUUUCUACAACUAUAAUAGAAGAGUAUUACAGAGUUCGCCCUUAUUUGUGUCAAGCUGUUAGUAAUUAUGUUAAGGAUCAUGGAAAUUUGACAAAAGAGAAAGAAUGUUUUGUAAGUUUUGUUGAUGUACCAACGAGACAUAAAUUAAGGGAGUUAACUACAUCGAAAAUUGGAACCUUGAUCAGAAUCUCAGGCCAAGUAGUACGCACUCACCCUGUACAUCCAGAAUUGAAUCUUGGAACAUUUUUAUGCCUUGAUUGCAAUACACUCAUCAAAAAUGUUGAACAGCAAUUUAAAUUUACCAACCCAACUAUUUGCAUAAAUCCUGUGUGUGCCAAUAGAAGGAGAUUUCUAUUAGAUAUGGAUAAAUCAGUCUUUAUAGAUUUUCAGAAAGUUCGAAUUCAAGAAACUCAAGAAGAGUUACCACGUGGCUGUAUACCAAGAUCACUUGAGAUUAUUUUGAGAGCAGAAGCUGUUGAAACUGUUCAAGCAGGUGAUAGGUAUGAUUUUACUGGAACUUUGAUAGUAGUACCUGAUGUUGGAGUGUUGUCAAUGCCAGGGGCCAAAGCAGAAUUAGGUUCAAGGCAUAAACAAGGAGAGCAAGGAGAAGGUAUCAAAGGAUUGCGUGCUCUUGGAGUGCGAGAUCUUAAUUACAGAAUGGCUUUUUUUGCGUGCAGUGUUACUCAAACAAGUCAAAGAUUUGGAGGAACCGAACUAGGAUUUGAUGAACUUUCUCAGGAAACUAUGAAGAAGCAAAUGCCUACUGAUGAAUGGAAUAAAAUUUAUGAAAUGAGCAGAGACAAAUAUUUAUAUCAAAAUUUAGUUUCAAGUUUAUUUCCGUCUAUACAUGGCAACGAUGAAGUCAAAAAGGGAGUUGUACUUAUGCUGUUUGGUGGAGUAGCUAAAAGUACAACUGAAGGAACAGCAUUGAGGGGAGACAUAAACAUUUGUAUUGUGGGUGAUCCUAGUACAGCAAAGUCUCAAGUUCUCCGACAAGUAGCUGAAAUAUCUCCUAGAGCUGUGUAUACCUCUGGAAAAGCAUCAAGUGCUGCUGGUUUGACUGCUGCUGUAGUCAGAGAUGAUGAGUCUGGAGAUUUCGUUAUCGAGGCUGGUGCUCUGAUGUUAGCUGAUAACGGCAUUUGUUGCAUAGACGAGUUUGAUAAAAUGGAUCCAAAAGAUCAAGUUGCUAUUCACGAAGCCAUGGAGCAGCAGACCAUUUCAAUUGCUAAGGCUGGGGUGAGAGCUACUCUCAACGCCCGUACGUCGAUCCUUGCAGCAGCAAAUCCAAUAAAUGGACGUUAUGAUCGGUCAAAGUCAUUGCAGCAAAAUGUGCUAUUAACGGCUCCAAUUAUGUCAAGAUUUGAUCUCUUUUUCAUAUUGGUCGACGAAAGUAACGAAAUUAUUGACAAUGCCAUCGCCAAAAAAAUCGUUGAUUUGCACAGCAACAAUUCAGCCACGAUCGAAACAGUUUACACUCAAGCCGAAAUUUUACGAUACAUCAAUUUCGCCAAACAUUUUAAACCUAUGAUCAACGCUAGCGCUGGAGAGCUUCUCAUAAAAACUUAUACUGAUUUACGACAAAGGGAAGGCAUGGGAGGGCGCAAAUCAACUUGGAGAGUAACAGUUAGGCAGCUGGAAAGUUUGAUUCGUUUAUCAGAGGCUUAUGCGAAAUUGCAGUGUCUAGACGAAGUGACGGAAACGCAUGUGAACGAAGCUCGUCGUUUAUUAAGCAAAAGUAUUGUUCGAGUUGAACAGCCUGAUAUAGAUCUCGAUGAAGGCAAUAACGAUGAAGACAGAAUGGAUGUUGAUAACCUGGCAGUUAAUGGAAUUGACAAUCAGACUUCAAAUGAUCAUGUCGAUAACGACGGUGACUCAAGCCAAACAACUCAGCCAAAGAAAAAACUUACCAUGUCUUAUGAAGAGUAUAGAAGCCUCACAAAUAUGCUGGUGUUGUACAUGAGAGAUGAAGAAUCGCGAAUUGAAAAAGAAGAUAGAACUGAAGAAGGCGUUCGAAAGGAGGAAAUUAUUGCUUGGUAUUUGGAUAAAGUACAGGAUCAAAUCGAUACAGAAGAAGAAUUGUUAGAGAGAAAAGGUUUGAUCGAUAAAAUAAUUGAUAGACUGACGUACAAUGAUAAGAUUCUGAUUCCACUAACAUCAGAUAAACAGGAUGAGAAUCCUAUACUUAUUGUACAUCCUAACUACAUUAUUGACAUUUAAAAUUUAAUUUGAGCUUGUAAUGCUAGAUUGUAUCGGUUGUAACAUAAGCCGACGAAAAGCUUGUAGUUCAUAUUUUUACAUUUUUAUAACUGUAAUUUAAGGUGGCUUCACCAAAUUUUGUCUUCUGACAAAAUUGAACAAAACUUUUUAUAUGGAUUGUAUUUUGCACAAGUUUUCGAAUUCUGUAAAAAUAAAUGGAGGUUAUUGAUCUAAAUAAGGAGAAAUAAAUUGUCAAAUUUGAGUCAUUAUAUAUUGCUGACGUAGGUGGGUAGGAUUGCGUGUUUACAUUUCCUGUAAUAAUUUUAAUAAUAAAUGACAGAUUCUUUCCAAAAACCACAAUGUUGUUCAAUACAAGUAUUAAAUUAAUAUUUGAAAAGAAAAGUACUGGUCAUCGAACUAAUAAAAAAGAUGUUGAAGACAAACAUAACAAAUUAUUGCAUUUUAGAGACAAAGUCAUAAAAAUAGCGACAUGAAAAAAAUUUUUUUUCGAUAAAUUUCCACUAUUAAGUAUGAAUUCGUUUAUGAACGAGCGAUCAAAUAUAAAACUAUUUUGAAUAAGUGUUUGUUGGAAAGAUGUCAAUUUUAUGAAAUCCUCGACGGUGGCCCGAUGUGAUACAGCCUGGCCUGGUGGAGUUAUCUUAAAACUAUCUUUUAGUGUUAAAUCGUAAAUAUCACAUUAUUUUGAGCAAAAAUCUACACUAUGCAGACAAACUUAAUUCAU